This is a messenger RNA of Arabidopsis arenosa, 835 nucleotides long. The record is from the annotation of a GenBank genome assembly. Lineage: Eukaryota; Viridiplantae; Streptophyta; Magnoliopsida; Brassicales; Brassicaceae.
CAUUAAUUGCUAAACCCAAACCCAAAAAAAAAGAAGAAGAUCGGUUUCAAUGGGGAAGAAGAAGAUGAAGCUCUCUUCUCUGUUCAAAGGCGGAGCCGGAGGAUUACUAGCGGUUCCUCUCUGUUACAAUGCCAAAACUCUUUCCUUCCGUGUCGGCGACGACAUGAUCAAGACGGUGAACUCUGUUUUCUUCGACCACAACCACAACAAUGGAGGAGACUUGUUGGAAGCGGAGACGCCUGAAUCAUGGUUUACUAACUCGUCUGAGACAGCGAGUCACUCAACCGAGUCGGAUCAAGACCUUGACGCUGAAUCGUUGGAGAUGGUGGUUCGUGGAGUUGUUAGAUCGGAGCGGUUAUUCUUCGAUCCAGGAGUUACGAGUUCGAUUCUAGAAGAGAUUGAUGAUAAAUCGAAAUCGAAGGAGACGGUUGCGGUGGGAGAAGAUCGGGGUACGCCGAUUGAGGAGAUUAGUGUCGCGGUGGCGAUGGAAUCGGAGGAUCCGUAUGGAGAUUUCCGGCGAUCGAUGGAGGAGAUGGUGACGAGUCACGGUGAGUUAGCUAAAGAUUGGGAGAGUUUGGAAUCGAUGCUCGCUUGGUACUUGAGGAUGAAUGGGAGGAAGAGUCACGGCAUUAUCGUGAGUGCUUUUGUUGAUCUUCUCUCUGGACUCUCUGAUUCCGGCGCCGGAAUAACGUCGGCUUCGGUAUCGGACUCGGCUCGUUAUUCCACCGCCGUUUCGUCUUUGCCGUCGUCGCCGGUUUAUUCGUUAUCUCAAGGUCAGACGGAGAUUGAAGAGGAAGAGAGACGGAGCUGUUAAAAAUAAAGCUUAAGAUUCGGU